UAUACACACAGAGAGCGGAGCAGCGCUUUGGGUAUAGUAGAAGGUGCUCUACAGCGGAAGAAAUCCAAGCAGGCGCAGACACCUUCACGCACCGAGCAGAGGUUCGCGGCGCGGUUCGUGCGGUGGCCAGGACCCAAUCUUUUAAAACCAUGCUGGAUUGACUGCAGAGAGGCAACUACAAUCAAUGGCUUGGCUUUGAAAUCGUUCAAAAUUUAUUGGAAAGGAGCGUGAGAGACAGUGAGAGAGGAGAGAGAGCGAGAGGGAGAGACGCGAGAGAGUGGCGAGAGGGGUGGAAAUAAAGAUCCGUUCAACGAUGGAGCUUACAAUGGAAAACAUUGGAAAUCUGCACGGUGUAUCUCACUCCCAUCAAACGAGCGACUUAAUGAACUCCCCGCACGCGCGCCAGUCGUCGGCGUCGCAUCGGAACUUGGUGUCGCACGGACGGUCAGCCAUGGUGUCCAGCAUGGCCUCGAUACUGGAGGGAGCGGGGGACUACCGCACAGACCACGCUUUGUCCGGCCCCCUGCAUCCAGCGAUGACCAUGUCGUGCGACUCCGGGAUGAGCCUGAGCAGCACCUACACCACGCUGACGCCGCUGCAGCACCUGCCCCCCAUCUCCACCGUCUCGGAGAAAUUUCACCAUCCACACCCGCACGCUCACCAUCAUCCGGCGCACCAGCGACUCGCAGCCGGCAACGUCAGCGGCAGCUUCACCCUGAUGAGAGACGACCGGAGCCUCGCCUCCAUGAGCAACCUCUAUGGCCACUACCCCAAAGAUAUGUCCGGCAUGGGGCAGCCUCUCUCCCCUCUCUCCAACGGUCUUGGGUCUUUGCACAGCUCCCAGCAGACGCUCGGCGCCUACGGCCCCGGAGCUCACCUCUCCAACGACAAGAUGCUGUCCUCGGGAGGCUUCGAGUCGCACGCCGCUAUGCUGUCCCGGGGCGAGGAGCACCUAGCGCGGGGUCUUGGGGGACACGGAGCCGGGCUCAUGACAUCUUUGAACGGCAUCCACCAUCACAGCCAUCCGCACUCUCAGGCAAACGGGUCCAUGCUGUCAGACCGGGACCGACAGACGGUGGUGGGAGGUGGGCAGGGAGCCGGGUCGGGGCAGGUGGAGGAGAUAAACACCAAGGAGGUGGCUCAGCGAAUAACGGCAGAGCUCAAGCGGUACAGCAUCCCCCAGGCCAUCUUUGCUCAGAGGAUCUUGUGCCGGUCCCAGGGAACCCUGUCUGACCUGCUGAGGAAUCCUAAACCGUGGAGUAAACUCAAGUCUGGCCGGGAGACGUUCAGGAGGAUGUGGAAGUGGCUCCAGGAGCCCGAGUUCCAGCGGAUGUCAGCGCUCAGGCUUGCAGCCUGCAAGCGCAAAGAACAGGAGCAACACAAGGACCGCAACACGGCGCCCAAGAAGCAACGCUUGGUCUUCACCGACCUGCAGCGCCGCACGCUCAUCGCCAUCUUCAAGGAGAACAAGCGCCCCUCCAAGGAAAUGCAGAUCACCAUCUCCCAGCAGCUCGGCCUGGAGCUCAGCACCGUCAGCAACUUCUUCAUGAACGCCCGGCGCCGCUGUGUGGACCGCUGGCACGACGACCACGGCACCAGCCCCGGCCAGCCCGGCACUUCUGCCACCACCUUCUCCAAGGCCUGAGAGGAGGCGAGGGCCUUCAGAGGGCCGGGGAGCCAGGUCGGAGCCUGUGAAGCCCGUUGGUAACAAGCCGGCCUGGCCUGGACCGUCUGAAUGUGUCCUCCGCCCCGAAGUCCCUUGUGCCAUGCAAUCAUCUUUUGUUGUCAGAAUUUCAAGCUCUCACCUGAAACAAGCAUAAUCUAAGGGUGAAUUGUGAAGUCAGGUCCACUUUGCAUUACUCACACAAGGACAAUCAUUGAUUCUGUCUUUUUUGAAAGAAAAUCAUUUUUAUGGCAUCUGACAAAGUAAAGAGACACCAAAGAUUAGAUGUUUUUGUCGGACGGUGUUCUGAAUUAUGCCGGCCUCCUCCCUCGUCGAGCAAGUAGCCGCUGAUUCUGCUUCUCCCUCCCCGCUCGCCUCCUUUGUGUCUGCCUCCUUGCUCCCCUCUCACACGUCCCCACCGCGCCGGCACACGGAAGCAACAAGGGCGAAAGAACGGCAAUAAAUCUGACAACAGAACAGCACACAGCCUUAUUAUCCGAGCCCCCGUCCUGCACACGCGAGGCCGCCACAAAGGAAACCACGCAAACCUAUGAAAAAAACAACAAGGCUUCCCGGUUCGCCGUCUCUACCUCCCCCUCCUCCUGUAGUCUCCUUCAUUCCUCAGCCAAAGGUAUUCCCUGAUGGCCAGCCAUUUCAGAGAGCAGCUCAGCCUGAUCAUACGGCAAACUAAUGAAUUGAAAAAUGAAUCGAUGCAGACGGAGAGAGCGGUGCCUUGACCCCUCCUGAAGGUGAAACUCAAGACCCUUGGCAGCAGAUACUCAGGUCUUCCAGGCCCAGGUCUAUAUUUUUUGCACAGAUGUUGAAGGCCUGUAGGGAGACAUGUCGCUGUUCCUCUUAGCCUGAGCCUAGAGUCUGCGUUUCUCUGACCAACAGGAGAGGUGGGUGAGAUGUCUGGACACGCUCCUUGUUCUGCUGGGAGCUUUUCCUCUGAUCAAUAACGGAGAACCGAGCGGCGACGACAACGCGCUCGGGCAUCCAGCCAACUACAUUACAGCUGCAUACGAGGAGCAGCGUGUAAGAGGAGCACACGGAACCCAGUGGAGAUGGGGACACAAAGGCCUCACUACUACAGCAGCAGCACACCUCUCCCUCCCUGGUCCUGCCCGUGCUGACAGAGCAACAGUGCCCCCUGCUGUCCACAGCAGAGACCUGAAUCCAGCAGAGCAAGGGGGUUCAGAGUGGAGGAGAGGGAGGGAAGAGCCACUAGAUGCUGAGGAGAAGUCAUGGCACAACACAUUCGGGCCCUCGCAGCUCUUUGAAGGCAGAUCAAUAGCUAACCAUUAUCCUAUUGUUGUUCCUCAUCCAACCAGCACCGGUGAAGCUGAAGGAGGGGGAUGGUUAAACUGAACGCUGAAAACACAGGGAUUUAGCAAAAAGGCAGGGAUUUAUUUAACCAAUCCGAAUCUGAAAAAUGACAAAAUUCAAACACGAACGACAAAACGAGGGGAUAGAAAGGUGCAAAAGAGAGAAGGUUUCCAGAGACAGACACGUCUUAGGUGCAGCGGAGGCUUAAUCUACAGGAUUUUUCGAUCUUCCCAAACCAUUUGUUUCCAAAAAGGCCGAUACGAGGCCAGAGUCAAGCCGAAUCCUCUGGUUUUUCUCAUAGAAGCCGCCUCCAGCCGCUAACGCCACACUCACUUGUCCAAAGCAAACAAUAAUUAGUGCCAAUGCUUACUGCCUUAAUGCAAAUCACAGAAUACGGUACUAGGGUUCACGCAGAGCUGGAGAGGCCCGCAGGCGAUGGGCGACGUGUGCCAUAGCAGCCAACAAUCAGCUUUUAAGUGAAUUAAAUCUACUUUUGUAUUAAAAGCAAGAAAAAAAAGAAUUCGAUUUUAGGGCAUACAAUAACCAAACCUCAAACGACGGUGUGGGCGACCACGCACGCAGGCUGUGUCACAAACUCCAAGAAAUGUCUCCAACACGUCACUGGACAGAUUUUGAAGGGGAAGAAAAGUCUCUCUCAUUCUAUCUUUGGUUCUCUACCUCCUGUCCCUCUAACCCCGUUGCCCUCUCUCUUUCUCUCUUGCUCUCUAUAUUGAUGCGGGUAUUUAAUUAGUACCAUAGACACAAAGUUUCUAUUUCUUGUUACUAUUGUGCUCUGUUGUGCAUAAGUAAGGCACCUUGUUGAUAAAUCAAAAACAAAAAAAAAGGGAGGACUUUUUAAAAGGAAAAAAAAAGAGGGAUGCAAGAAUGAGACCACGGAAGGACAGGAGUUUUGCGCAUUCUAUGUGAAUAUAGACCGGGAGGAGACAUUCAUCACAAGAAGGAGCAAAAGAAGAAAAACAGGGAGCUGCUGAAGAGAGGGAACGACGGACGCUUUCUCUCCUUCGGCCAAUCGUGUCUGAACUAUGGUCCUCUCAGCCCCCUUCAAACUGAGCCUCGAGAGCGGGGUGAACGUGGGG
Messenger RNA from Betta splendens (Siamese fighting fish), 4086 nucleotides. It is a transcript of the gene onecut3a, whose product is annotated as one cut homeobox 3a. The transcript is spliced from 2 exons. Gene Ontology annotation, molecular function: DNA-binding transcription factor activity, RNA polymerase II-specific; RNA polymerase II cis-regulatory region sequence-specific DNA binding. Gene Ontology annotation, biological process: regulation of transcription by RNA polymerase II. Gene Ontology annotation, cellular component: nucleus. Bases 314 to 1645 code for a protein of 443 amino acids. NCBI's taxonomy places the organism in Eukaryota, Metazoa, Chordata, Actinopteri, Anabantiformes, Osphronemidae. The record is from RefSeq and is a predicted model, not a curated record.